Penicillium cinerascens is the source of this 348-nucleotide messenger RNA. RefSeq names its product double-stranded RNA binding motif domain-containing protein. Lineage: Eukaryota; Fungi; Ascomycota; Eurotiomycetes; Eurotiales; Aspergillaceae. The transcript is spliced from 3 exons. The coding region runs from base 1 to 348 and encodes 115 amino acids. The record is from RefSeq and is a predicted model, not a curated record.
AUGUCCUUGCCUACCAGCCCCCAAGCGAGUACUGCUACGCGGCCGAGCUGGCAGGAACAACUCAAUGACCAUUGCAGAAGAGCCAAACUAGUCGCCCCUGUCUUCAACAUUGUCUCCGAUCGGCGAGGAGGUCGUACCGCCUGGUCCAGCACGGUCUGUGUCCAGGGCCAGAAUAUCGCCGCCCGCUACUGGUACGACGGCCAGUAUAUCAACAACGCCAAAGAAGACGCCGCCGAAGUCGCCUUGAAAAUGCUGAACCAGCAGCCGAGACCCUCCACCGUCUAUCAAGGGACGAUCCCUUCCCAGCCGUCCCAGACAGGCUACGGCCGUGGGACCGGAGGCGUUUGA